ACAAAGUACUGUAUAUCAUGACAGGGUAUUAUGACUCCACAUGUUCAGUUAUGGUUCAUUCUUCCUUACAUUUGUCUUCAGGUCCGUGUGCAGCCGGAGUUGUGGGACUUAAAAUGCCCAGAUACUGUUUGUUUGGUGAUACAGUCAAUACCACCUCCAGAAUGGAAUCUAACGGACAACCUCUGAAGAUUCACCUGAGUCCAACGACCAAAGAAGUCCUGGACUUGAGUGGUAGUUUCCAAAUGGAGCUGCGAGGGGAGGUAGAAAUGAAGGGGAAAGGAAAAAUGACAACCUACUGGCUGCUGGGAGAAAACGCCACUCAAACUAAGUGACAGAGAGAAAACAUUCGUAUCGUUUCUGUAAACAUCAGUAGAUCGAGGUUUAACGUUAAUACUGUUUCCGUCCACUGGAGCUUAUAAAGCAGGUUAUCACUGGAGCUUAUAAAGCAGGUUUUGGAAAUAUUUCGAGAUGGAAAAUGAUCCCAUUUAAUCUAGUCAAGCGCAUACUUCAGUGUUGUUUCCAAUAACUAAUGUGUACUUCUACCUUAAUUGGCACAAAUGUUUGUUAUUGGGGUGGUUGUUGUUUGAACCUUAUUAGGAAGGUGAUAAAUAGUAUUACACAGGAUAAACACUUAAUGUUACACAACAUAAACAUCUAGUAUUACACAGGAUAAACACUUAAUGUUACACAACAUGAACACCUAGUAUUACACAGGAUAAACACUUAAUGUUACACAACAUAAACACCUAGUAUUACACAGGAUAAACACUUAGUGUUACACAACAUAAACACCUAGUAUUACACAGGAUAAACACUUAAUGUUACACAACAUAAACACCUAGUAUUACACAGGAUAAACACUAAAUGUUACACAACAUGAACACCUAGUAUUGCACAGGAUAAACACUUAAUGUUACACAACAUAAACACCUAGUAUUACACUGGAUAAACACUCAGUAUUACAAAGGAUAAACACUCAGUAUUACAAAGGAUAAACACUUAGUAUUACACAGGAUAAACACUAAAUGUUACACAACUUGAACACCUAGUAUUACACAGGAUAAAACGUAAUGUUACACAACAUAAACACCUAGUAUUACACUGGAUAAACACUCAGUAUUACAAAGAAUAAACACUUAGUAUUACACAGGAUAAACACUUAGUAUUACAAAGGAUAUUAUAAAAUUAAAGUUGCGGUACGUGUUUCUGUAAUCAGAUUUUUCCACGUGUGCAAUGCUUAUUAGAAACAUUUUUUAUGUAUUUGAUCAUCCACAAAAUCUUUUUUUCAACAUUUCUGUUAAAUUAUUGUAUGCUUAAUAUAUUUGUUUGUGUGCUGUUGUUUUUUCUGUAAAGCUAAAACAUGUAAUUGUAAGACUUGAGAAGGUAAUGCAUAUUUAAAUAACUUACUCUCAUUAUUGUAUUUCUUGUGGUGCUCAGGUCAA
This is a messenger RNA of Limulus polyphemus (Atlantic horseshoe crab), 1442 nucleotides long. RefSeq names its product atrial natriuretic peptide receptor 2-like. Gene Ontology annotation, molecular function: peptide receptor activity; guanylate cyclase activity. The coding region runs from base 18 to 332 and encodes 104 amino acids. The record is from RefSeq and is a predicted model, not a curated record. Gene Ontology annotation, biological process: intracellular signal transduction; receptor guanylyl cyclase signaling pathway; cGMP biosynthetic process. The transcript has 3 exons. NCBI's taxonomy places the organism in Eukaryota, Metazoa, Arthropoda, Merostomata, Xiphosura, Limulidae.